Dichotomopilus funicola is the source of this 2253-nucleotide messenger RNA. RefSeq lists its product as uncharacterized. Lineage: Eukaryota; Fungi; Ascomycota; Sordariomycetes; Sordariales; Chaetomiaceae. Bases 1 to 2253 code for a protein of 750 amino acids. The transcript is spliced from 4 exons. Gene Ontology annotation, molecular function: protein binding. The record is from RefSeq and is a predicted model, not a curated record.
AUGGACCACUUCCAAUCUCCCUCAACCAUCACCCGUGGCAGCCCGGUGCUCCCGAACCGCGAUGGCAUCGAUCGCUCAGCAGAUGACGCCGCCCGGCCGUUUCUAGCAGCCCGCUCUGCACAUCGCCAUAAGAACAUUCCCCUUCCCGACCGGGAGGUGGAGGAGGACGACGACGACGAAUAUCACCACCAUUACUACGGACAGAGCGACGACAGCGAUAACGAUACCGACGCCAAGAGUUGCAAACGCCUGCGACCAGAGGAAGAGGCGCGGCACCGGUCGCGCCAUAGUAUGACCAGCAUGUCGUCGUCGCUGAUUGGCAAGACGGUCACCCCGUUUCUCAAGGAGCACAUUCCGAGUCUCUAUGCGCCGGUGGGCAAGUCGAGAAACGAGCAGUCGGCGCGAGAGAAGAACCCAAACACCAAGUACUGCUACCGCCACCGACCCGAUUCGAAAUGUCGACGAGCCGCCGACGAAGCCAAGAUGGUUAUGAUCCAGCGCGAGCUCGAGAAGCUUACCUCGGCCGACCAGCAAGCUAUCACCCAUGUCUGGUCGCUGUUCUCUGCCGCACCGUCGCGACACCGGGAACUAAUGUUGCAGGGCGUCCUCGCACAGCUCUGUUUUCCGCAGCUCUCUCUAGUGUCACGAGAGGUUAGCGAAGCCCUCAAGAUCGACUUCAUCGCCGCCUUACCCGUCGAGAUUGCCCAGAAGGUACUCUGCUACCUCGACACCGUGAGCCUUACCAAAGCAGCUCAAGUUAGCCAACGGUGGCGGCUUCUCGCAGACGACGAUGCGGUGUGGGUGCGGAUGUGUGAACAACAUGUGAACCGGAAGUGCACCAAGUGUGGGUGGGGACUGCCAUUGUUGGAGAGGAAGAAGUUGCGCAACUACACACGUGCACGACAGCUGGCGAAGGACAACUCCAACGGAAGGGUGCAAGAGAUCACGGAAGGGUCGCGGCCAGAGCCCCUCGGCCCAGCCUCGGGCAAGCGGCAAAUUGAAUCGGCAGAUGGUCCGGAUGAGAAGCGGCGGCGCUUGGCUGGGCAGGCGGUGGUUGAGCCCAAGACUCGCAGCUGGAAGGCCGUGUACCGCGACCGAUGGCAGAUCGGAUACAAUUGGAAGUACGGUCGAUGCUCGAUCAAGACGCUCAAGGGCCACACCAACGGCGUUACCUGCCUUCAGCUCGACGAUAACAUCAUCGCGACUGGGUCGUAUGAUGCCACCAUCAAAAUUUGGAAUAUCGAGACGGGCGAAGAGAUUCGCACAUUGCACGGACACACCCGAGGCAUUCGCGCGCUGCAGUUCGACGACUCGAAACUGAUCAGCGGUAGUCUCGACAAUACCAUCAAGAUUUGGAACUGGCACACUGGUGAAUGCAUCUCGACGCUUCAAGGCCACACCGACGGCGUCGUCAGCGUCCACUUUGACGCGCAGUUGCUCGCGAGCGGAUCCAUCGAUAAGAGCGUGAAGAUUUUCGAUUUCAAUUCCAAGGAGGCUUAUUGCCUCAAGGGCCACACGGACUGGGUCAACUGCACGCGACUCGAUAUUAAUAGCCGCACUGUGAUGUCGGCGUCAGACGACACAACCCUCAAGCUAUGGGACCUGGACACCAGGCAGGUUAUUCGGACGUUUGAGGGUCACGUCGGCCACGUCCAGCAAAUCCUACUCCUCCCGCCCGAGUAUGAGCCCGAUGACGAACUCCUCGGCAGCCUCGCCACUGCCGGCAACACAGACAACACCGACAACGUCUCCGUUGCCAGCGGCGCAGAUAGCACACCCACUGUCGCCGUCCACCACUCUGACCGGCGCAGCCACUCCCCUUCUCGCGACCCCGACGAUGUCCGCUUGCUCUACGGCUCCGCCUUCGCAUCCGACCCUCUCCGCCCGCUUCCACCUCGCUACUUCCUCUCGGGCGCUCUCGACAGCACCAUCAGGCUAUGGGAUAGCGCGACAGGACGCUGCCUGAAGACUAUGUUUGGCCAUCUGGAAGGCGUGUGGUCUCUGGCGGGCGAUACCCUGCGCGUUAUCAGCGGCGCCAACGAUGGCAUGGUGAAGUGCUGGGAGCCGCGCAGUGGCAAGUGCGACGCGACUUUUGUCGGGCAUAGGGGCCCCGUCACGUGUGUUGGGCUGAGCGACAGUCGGAUGGCUAGCGGCAGUGAGGAUGGAGAAAUCCGGAUCUAUUCGUUCCGUGAUAUUGGAGGCGGUACGGCAGGGCACGGACAAUGUGUCGUGGAUGUGUCCACGCCUAACUAG